GAGGAAUACGACGGCGUAAUGAGGACAUUUAGGCUGCUUGGAGUCUAGAACCUGGUGGUAAUGGCCGAUCGCUUCAAUUUUUAGUCACCGCAUUGUACUUGCAAUAAGUCAUUAUGCCUCGAAUACAAAUAAAGGGAGGAGUUUGGAGAAACACUGAGGAUGAAAUCUUAAAAGCAGCUGUAAUGAAAUAUGGCAAAAACCAAUGGUCACGAAUUGCCUCUUUACUUCACCGGAAAUCUGCUAAACAGUGCAAAGCCAGAUGGUUUGAAUGGUUGGAUCCAAGUAUCAAGAAGACUGAAUGGAGCAGAGAAGAAGAUGAACGACUUCUGCACAUGGCCAAGCUGAUGCCAACUCAGUGGAGGACUAUCGCCCCAAUCAUCGGCAGAACAGCAGCCCAGUGUCUAGAACGAUAUGAAACAUUACUUGAUCAAGCCCAACAAAGAGAUGCCGAGGACCCUGACAAUGACCCAAGAAAGUUGAAGCCGGGAGAAAUUGAUCCAAAUCCAGAAACUAAACCAGCUCGACCUGACCCAAUCGACAUGGAUGAAGAUGAACUUGAAAUGCUUUCGGAAGCCAGAGCACGUCUCGCUAACACACAGGGUAAGAAGGCUAAACGCAAGGCACGAGAGAAACAACUAGAGGAGGCUCGUAGAUUAGCUGCACUGCAGAAGCGACGAGAACUUCGAGCUGCUGGUAUAGAGGUCAAAAAGAAAAGGCGAAAAAAGAGGGGAGUUGACUACAAUGCAGAAAUUCCGUUUGAAAAAAAGCCAGCGCCGGGAUUUUACGAUGUCUCUGAGGAAAAUGUCGCGGCAUUGAACCCGAAUUUCAAAAGGUUGCGGCAGCAGGACAUGGAUGAAUCAAGAAGAGACGACGAAGAACAGAAAGAGAGAAGGAAGGAUAAAAUGAAAUUGAAGAGAAAAAAGGAGAAUGAUCUAGCUGCUGCUAUUGCAGCAACCAACAAGAUGGUGGAACCAGAAAAGAAACGAAGCAAGUUAGUGUUGCCAUCGCCACAAAUAUCAGAUCAAGAAUUGGAAGAAGUUGUCAAGCUAGGCCAGGCAAGUGAAGCAGCAAGGCAACUAGCAGAGGAAGGGGGCUUGUCUGGGGGUGCUUCAAAGACCUUGCUAUCUGAUUAUUCAAUGACUCCUGGGCCUGGAAAUUUAAGAACUCCGAAGACUCCUGCUCAACAUGACAAUGUGCUGCAGGAAGCACAAAAUAUUCUGGCUUUACAAAAUGUUGAUACACCUUUGAAGGGUGGAAUCAAUACACCUCUUCACGAAAGUGAUUUCAGAGGGGUAACUCCACAACGGAGUGCUACACAGACACCCAACACAGCCUUUACUACGCCAUUCCGUACACCAUCGCAUGGUCCUGAAGGUGGAACACCCAGGAUGGGAAUGACACCAAGAGCUGGAAAGGGAUCAGGUCAAACCCCACUACAGACCCCGGUGCGUGAUCGUCUCAACAUCAACACGGAGGAGUUGUUGGAAGAGAUAGAAGAUAGUCAUUUUUCUAAAAACCAUCAGAAUCAAAUGAAGCAGAGUUUAAGGCAAGGUUUGGCUGGUCUGCCUGCACCAAAGAAUGACUUCGAGAUUGUUAUUCCUGAGAACGAAGAUAAUAAUCAAGACUACUCGAUGAACGAUCCAAAUUUUGUGCCAGACGCUGCAGACGUAGAUGCUACACAACAAGCCUUAAGAGCUGAACAACGUCAACGGGAAUGGAGAAGGCAGUCGCAAUCAAUCCAGCGGAACCUACCAAGACCAUCUGAAAUCAAUGCUACAAUACUACGGCCUAAGGACCUUGAUGUUCCAUUGACACACAUGCAGAGAGCCGAAGAAUUGAUCAAAGAGGAGAUGAUUAGUAUGCUGCACCAUGAUGCCCUGAAGCAUCCGAGUGCGAACCAAACAGCAGCUGCCUCCUCAAACAGGAAAAGCAUCACAGGGGCUAAGAUGGGCCAAGCUGUCCACCUUGCAUACCUCCAAGCUCGCCCGUACCAGGAGAUCGACGAGCAGGAGAUGGAAAUGGCGAAAGAGCUUCUCAAACAGGAGAUGGAAGUGGUCAAGAAUGGAAUGGGUCAUGGUGACUUGACCCUGGAUACAUAUUCCCAGGUUUGGGAGGAGUGUAACAAACAAGUCUUGUUCCUACCAUCUCAGAACAGGUAUACAAGGGCUAACCUGGCCAGCAAGAAGGAGAGAAUAGAAUCUUCAGAGAAGAAGUUGGAGAUCAACCGAAGCUUUAUGACCAAAGAGGCAAAAAGAGCAGCCAAGCUGGAAAAGAAAUUGAAGAUCCUUCUUGGAGGCUACCAAUCAAGGGCGCUUGGUCUCAUUAAACAGGUCGGAGACGUUUGGGACUCUAUUGAACAGACCACCAUCGAACUGAAGACAUUUGAAGACCUGGAGAAGAAUGAAAGCACAGCUCUUCCUCGUAGGCUUGAGUCCUUGAAAGAAGACACAUCACGUCAAACAGAACGUGAAAAAGAACUUCAAAAAAGAUAUGCUGACUUAUCAUAUGAAAGGGACAUCCUGAGCACAAGACUGGAACGCUUCCAGAAAUCAUAAACUCUAAUGUCAUAAUCAACACACUGAACCAGUAUUGAUAUACACAUCUCAUAUGAAUGUGCCUGUAAGCAGGUGCACUGUAUAUGCAGGUGUCCAAUACACACAUGUGCACUGUACCUACAAGUGCACAUAAUGCAGUUACACCACAUGUGUGCAAAUUGCGGCCUGUGGCCAACAGUGUUUUGUUUUUAGUGGCCCACGAAAACAAAUUAAAUACCCAAGGUUUGUAGCCCGCCAUCCAUCUUUGGCAAGAAAACACCUUGUUUUCUCGUUAUAUUAAAACUAAAAAUAAAGUGGUGUACAAGCAGUGCAAGAAGGUAUGUUUGGAAGCACACUGGAACCAUCAAAAUUUGGGUGCGGCCCUCGAUGUUAAAUCAAAAAUUCACUUUGGCCCUCCAACCGAUUUUUAUGCCCACCCCUGAGUCACAUGAUGCUUACAGGUGCACUAUGCAUACAGUUACACGAUGCCUAUAGCUUCACCUUACUUGCAGAUGCACCUGCCAGAUGCACCUGCCAGAUGCACCAAAUUUCCAGGUGCUAUAAUAAGCAGGUGCUCCCUGUAUGCAAGUUCACAAUAGAUGCAGAGGCACCAUACUUGUUCAUACAGGUGCAGCAUCCAUGCAUGUGCAGCAUCCAAGCUGGUGCACCUUAUAUGCAUAUUGAUAAUUCUGUGGAAACAUUUCGUAUGCAUUUUCGGCGAAACAUGUUUCAUACGUUUUUGGUCUCUAUAUUACAAAACGAGUAUUUACUGUUCUUGUUUUACAUGUACGUGUUAAGUUAAGCGUCCAUGUAGUUCUAGUGCAGAUCGCAUGCCGAAACCUCUCUAUUAUUAUAUUAAGUGAUGAAUUGAUAUUUUAAUAGCAAACCUUCAUUAAGACAAAUAUAAAUUCAUAUGUUGAAUGUAUUGUGUGACCGCUUGUAUAAUUUCUCGGACAUAAGUAUGUUAAUAAUUUGUAUAAUGACUAUCAAGAGGUGAAAACCUGUUUUAUAACGUAGAAUUAUUUUCUGCCGUUAGAGGGCACAGUUGAGCAAUACUGUUGUCAGAGGGCACACUGGUUAUAUUAUUUUUUGGUCUGAGAAUGAAUGAUACAAUGUACCGAGUUAAUGAAGGUAUUAUGUGAUCCAUUUUGUAUUAUGAAUUUAGGAAAUAAAUUUCAGGAAAUGUAUGUUUCUCCACUUUUCAUUAAACGUUUUUGACAUUAUUUAAUGCGAUGACUUUUAAUGUAGGCCUAUUACUAUUUACAGUCUUUUUAAAUAGCCUAAAAGUGCAUAGGCUACUUUCAUUUUGACAUCAUUUGUUAUUGAAGACAAAUGAAGAAGUCCUUUUUGAAGUCCAAGGAAAGCUGAAUGAAGGUUAUAAAAAAAAUUGUGCUGAUAGGAAUGCACUAUGAGAAGAAAAAUUUUCUUUUACCAUCUACCAAGAACAGUCUUUCGAAAACAUUGAUGCUAUUUAAAUCUGUCAAGAGAAUGUCCGAUUUAGGGUACCAUUAAUGUAAUUUUUUUUUUUUAAAUAUUCAUAUAAUAAUAUCAAUUACAUCAAUGGUA
This is a messenger RNA of Anneissia japonica, 4100 nucleotides long. RefSeq names its product cell division cycle 5-like protein. The coding region runs from base 114 to 2555 and encodes 813 amino acids. Gene Ontology annotation, cellular component: spliceosomal complex; Prp19 complex. NCBI's taxonomy places the organism in Eukaryota, Metazoa, Echinodermata, Crinoidea, Comatulida, Comatulidae. The record is from RefSeq and is a predicted model, not a curated record. The transcript is spliced from 17 exons. Gene Ontology annotation, biological process: mRNA splicing, via spliceosome; regulation of transcription by RNA polymerase II. Gene Ontology annotation, molecular function: DNA-binding transcription factor activity, RNA polymerase II-specific; RNA polymerase II transcription regulatory region sequence-specific DNA binding.